This is a messenger RNA of Iphiclides podalirius (scarce swallowtail), 357 nucleotides long. Lineage: Eukaryota; Metazoa; Arthropoda; Insecta; Lepidoptera; Papilionidae. The record is from the annotation of a GenBank genome assembly.
AUGACAGUGAGAGCGCGACAUGCCCACCCUCCCCCUCCCCUCCUCUCCCGUCCCACCACCGCAACCCCACUCACCGAUAGCGACCAACCCCCGCGCCGUUUAGAAGGGCUGUCUGGUCUCCUCAAACCGACUGCUAAAUACUGCGUGCACGGAGGAGUGUGGAGGCUUGGCACAGUUUUUAUGGUGAACAAGCUCUCAAAUCCAAGCCCGCCCCCCCUGCCCCGCGCCCUCGCCGGCCGCGCCGCCCCCACACAACGCACGCGGUGCACCGUCGUCGGCGAGACAUCGCCGCCGCCUCAACUGUGCCAGAGAGGGACUUGUUGCUUCAUCAGUGUCACAUUUUCGCGACUGGCGAGA